Suricata suricatta (meerkat) is the source of this 2654-nucleotide messenger RNA. RefSeq names its product G protein subunit beta 3 (gene GNB3). Gene Ontology annotation, cellular component: heterotrimeric G-protein complex; cytoplasm. The transcript has 10 exons. The record is from RefSeq and is a predicted model, not a curated record. Gene Ontology annotation, molecular function: protein binding; signaling receptor complex adaptor activity. Gene Ontology annotation, biological process: G protein-coupled receptor signaling pathway. The coding region runs from base 1111 to 2133 and encodes 340 amino acids. Lineage: Eukaryota; Metazoa; Chordata; Mammalia; Carnivora; Herpestidae.
UGUGAUUUGUCAAGGAAAUCUCAGCCACCUGCUCCCUGCAUGCAAAUGGACCCAAACCCCUGACAGCUGCUCUUUGGGCCUCCAACUCUAAGCCCUGUCUUCCCUCUCUGAGCUUGACCGAAACAUAGGGCAGCCUGAUCCUUCUGGUUCUGGCCUUCACAGCCCCAGCAGGACUCUCUGAGUCAUGGGGGCAAGGAGUGGGCCAAACCCUAGAUGGGAGCCAGGUCGCGGUUGCGCCCCAUUUCCUACCCUUGGUCCACUCAAAGCAGGGACAGGCCCAUCCAUCUUCCUCUCUGGAUCCCCUGGACUUCUCCCCACCCCCCAGGAUCAGACCCAGGGGCAGCUGGUUGGGGUUUGUUGAGAAGAAGGAUUAUCCAGAUCAGUCCCUUCUAAUCUCAGCUCUCGCCUGUACCCUCCCCAUAUUCACCGUAACCCCCUCCCCCCUUCCCCACAACUCUGAACUAAGAGUCAAAAUCUUGGGUAUUGACAAUGAGCCACCUCUCACCCUCCUAUUCUGGCUCCUGGACUGGUUGCUAGGCAGGCCGUGACUGCCACCAUCGUGCACGUUGGUGGGGGACCAGGGCCUGGGCAGGGGGGAGGCCUGGAGCUGUCGUUACUUCAGCUCCUCUGUCCCCCUCCCCAGCCCCAAACUUUAAUCCUCACAGCUUUGCUCUAAUCCCAUGGGGCCUGAUGCUCUUAUCUCUGCCUACAGGGACACUGGCCAGGGAAGCACCCCUCAACCCCUCUUCCCUCUAGGUGUGAGGGGCUGCUCCUCUCUAUAGCCCCACACCCCUAAUCCCCCCUACCCACCACCCCAGGCUGGGCCCAAGUCUCUCUGGAAGCCUCACGCCUCCCUUCCUGCCCUCUCCCACACCGUUGCCAGCUGAUUUCAUUCGUCUGACGUCGUCGUUGUCAUUAGCCCUACCCUUCUCUGUCAGUGCCCCCCCCCCCGCCCCAGGGUUGGGGCCAGGCCAGGCCAGCUCCUCUGGCAGCAGAGCCAGGGCAGGUGACGGGUUGGCGUCGCAGCUGAGGGAGUGAGGAGGCGCCUGGAAACCUGGGAGAGGUCCAGUCAGAGUCCAAGAGCCAGAGCUACCCCUCAACCUGUCGGCCAUGGGGGAGAUGGAGCAGCUGCGGCAGGAAGCGGAGCAGCUCAAGAAGCAGAUUGCCGAUGCCAGGAAAGCCUGUGCUGACAUUACUCUGGCAGAGCUGGUGUCUGGCCUUGAGGUCGUGGGAAGAGUCCAGAUGCGGACAAGGCGGACAUUAAGGGGACACCUGGCCAAGAUCUAUGCCAUGCACUGGGCUACUGACUCCAAGCUGCUGGUAAGUGCCUCGCAAGACGGGAAGCUGAUCGUGUGGGACACCUAUACCACCAAUAAGGUGCAUGCCAUCCCCCUGCGCUCCUCCUGGGUUAUGACCUGUGCCUAUGCCCCAUCAGGCAACUUUGUGGCCUGUGGGGGGCUGGACAACAUGUGCUCCAUCUAUAGCCUCAAAUCCCGUGAGGGCACUGUCAAGGUCAGCCGGGAGCUGUCUGCUCACACAGGUUAUCUCUCUUGCUGCCGCUUCCUGGAUGACAACAACAUUGUGACCAGCUCCGGGGACACCACUUGUGCUCUGUGGGACAUCGAGACUGGGCAGCAGAAGACUGUGUUUGUGGGACACACAGGGGACUGUAUGAGUCUGGCUGUCUCUCCUGACUUCAAACUCUUCAUUUCGGGGGCCUGUGACGCCAGCGCCAAGCUCUGGGACGUGCGGGAGGGAACCUGUCGGCAGACAUUCACUGGCCACGAGUCGGACAUCAACGCUAUCUGCUUCUUCCCCAACGGAGAGGCCAUCUGCACGGGCUCAGACGACGCCUCCUGCCGCCUGUUUGACCUGCGGGCGGACCAGGAGCUGAUUGCCUACUCCCACGAGAGCAUCAUCUGUGGCAUCACAUCCGUGGCCUUCUCCCUCAGCGGCCGCCUGCUCUUUGCAGGCUACGACGACUUCAACUGCAACAUCUGGGACUCCAUGAAGUGCGAGCGUGUGGGGGUCCUCUCUGGCCACGACAACAGGGUCAGCUGCCUGGGGGUCACAGCUGAUGGGAUGGCUGUGGCCACUGGCUCCUGGGACAGCUUCCUCAAAGUCUGGAACUAAGAAGGCUGGAGGAGGGGCGGUAAAAGGCCAUGAAGACACUCAACUGCCCCUCCCCUGCCCAAUUUUUUUAAGGUUUCUUUCAGUUUUCUCUUCUAUACCCCAGCUGCCAUUCCCACCCAGCUUUGUCCCUUGAGGGCAGUGGGGGAAAAUGGGGAGCCUGCCUUUGGGAGGCAGCAUCAGGGAAACGGGGGCAAAGAAUUGCCCCAUCUCCUCCCAUGGUCUCCCCUCCCCAUGGUCCUGCGGCUUCCCCUUAAUAAGCAAGGACAACUGACCCCUCCCCAGCCCCUGGCAGGCCUACCAGGCUUCCUUCCGGUCUGAGGCCCCAGUCCCUAGAAUUCCUCCCCCAGAGCCACUACCUUUAUCCAGAUCUGGGUGGCAGCCGGUGCUCAGCCCUGUGGCCACGGUUUUGGUACCACUAGGACCCUGGCCCUCAUCUCCUUCAUGAUUUCUGCCUUUUCUACCUUCUUUAUUUCUCUCCUAAAGCACCUGCAAUAAAUUGUAGCAUCUUGGUAUGUCUGGGA